AUGAAGGAAAAUGAAACAAAUAAUCAAGCAAUGGACGAGGAGAAAUUGGAAGCGGCGGUGAUGACAAAGAAACUACCACAGAAAAAGUUCUACAGGCAGAGAGCUCAUUCAAAUCCUCACUCUGAUCACGACAUCGAAUAUCCAUUAACUCCGGAUAGGAUGGACUGGACUACGCUGUAUGGGGAUUAUGCGAACGGGCGGACAGUGGAAUUUGCUGAUGUUGGUUGUGGAUACGGCGGUCUUCUUAUGCAAUUGAGUCCGAGAUUUCCCGAGACACUAAUGAUCGGGCUUGAGCUACGUGUAAAGGUUUCAGAUUUUGUCACAGAGAAGAUCGAAGCGCUAAGACAAAAAGCUACAACAUCGGGUGACACUGGCGCUGGUUUCAAGAAUGUCGCCUGUUUAAGAAGUAACGCUAUGAAAUACAUGCCAAAUUAUUUUGGUAAAGGCCAGUUGACCAAAAUUUUCUUUCUCUACCCGGAUCCUCACUUUAAAAACCGAAAGCAUAAAUGGCGCAUUGUCACCCCUGGAAUGCUGGCGGAAUAUGCUUAUGUACUUCGACCUGGAGGAUUGAUUUAUACAAUGACUGAUGUGCAAGAUUUACAUGAAUGGAUGGUGGCUCAUCUUUCAUCUCAUCCACUGUUUGAACGACUAACAAAGGAAGAAGAGGAUGCUGAUCCUGUUGUACCAUUGUUGUUUGAGUCAACCGAAGAAGGGCAAAAAGUUACGCGGAACCAUGGAAGCAAAUUUCCUGCUGUCUUUCGACGCAAAGAAAACCCUGUUGAAAAAAAU
This is a messenger RNA of Mesorhabditis belari, 789 nucleotides long. Lineage: Eukaryota; Metazoa; Nematoda; Chromadorea; Rhabditida; Rhabditidae. The record is from the annotation of a GenBank genome assembly.